Molecule: messenger RNA, 1012 nt
Organism: Cucurbita pepo subsp. pepo (vegetable marrow)
Lineage: Eukaryota; Viridiplantae; Streptophyta; Magnoliopsida; Cucurbitales; Cucurbitaceae
Product: cytokinin riboside 5'-monophosphate phosphoribohydrolase LOG3
Biological process (GO): cytokinin biosynthetic process
Cellular component (GO): nucleus; cytosol
Molecular function (GO): hydrolase activity, hydrolyzing N-glycosyl compounds
Source: RefSeq, a predicted model, not a curated record
UUCCGAGCUUAGGAGAAGCCUCCUCUGUUUUUGUUCGCUCUUUUGUUCUUUUUCUUUUUUCUUUUUACGUUUGUUGUUUUCGUUUUUGAUUAUCUGUUGGGGUAGCAUUCACAAACACCCAUUAGGAAAGGAACAAAUAAAUGCUCUGUUUCACCACAGCUUUUUGAUUCCACUGCGAAACUCUGUUUUUGAACUCAAUACAAAGGAGUGAAACAGGGUAUAGCGAGAAAUCGAUGGAGGGUGUGAUUUCGAAUCAUGAAAUGAAGCCAUCCAAGUUCAGGAGGAUUUGCGUGUUCUGUGGAAGUAGCCAAGGCAAGAAGAAAAGCUACCAAGAUUCCGCCAUUGAACUUGGCAAGGAAUUGGUUUCAAGGAACAUUGAUCUGGUUUACGGUGGGGGCAGCAUAGGGCUGAUGGGUUUAGUGUCACAAGCUGUUCAUGAUGGCGGUCGGCAUGUCAUUGGAGUUAUACCCAAGACACUCAUGUCUCCUGAGUUGACUGGUGAAACUGUCGGGGAAGUGAAGACAGCGGCAGAUAUGCACCAAAGGAAGGCAGAGAUGGCAAAGCAUUCAGAUGCUUUUAUUGCUUUGCCAGGAGGGUAUGGGACUCUGGAAGAACUACUUGAAGUCAUAACAUGGGCUCAACUUGGAAUUCAUGACAAGCCAGUCGGUGUGGGGCUGUUGAAUGUUGAUGGUUACUACAAUUCAUUACUCUCAUUUAUUGAUAAAGCUGUAGAGGAGGGAUUCAUCACUCCAAAUGCGCGUCAAAUUAUCCUAUCUACGCCAUCAGUCAAGGAGCUAGUGAAGAAGUUGGAGGAGUAUGUGCCUUGCCGUGACAGAGUUGCUUCAAAGCUGAGUUGGGCGAUAGAAUAGCUUGGCUUCUGAAGAUGGUCCACAACUUUUUUUUUGCAAAUGAAGGAGGAGACCACAAUGAAUUUAUGUCUAUUAUUGCCUAUUUUCUGGUGUUCUUUCCCCUUUUUGGUAAAUUACUCCAUUUCAUAUCAGUUUAUAUAUAU